This is a messenger RNA of Scedosporium apiospermum, 3288 nucleotides long. RefSeq lists its product as uncharacterized. Gene Ontology annotation, molecular function: ATP hydrolysis activity; ATP binding. Lineage: Eukaryota; Fungi; Ascomycota; Sordariomycetes; Microascales; Microascaceae. The record is from RefSeq and is a predicted model, not a curated record. The transcript has 2 exons. Bases 1 to 3288 code for a protein of 1095 amino acids.
AUGGCAUCUACUUCAGUGGAGACGGAUCAGGGAGCUCCCAUCUCGCUAGUAGAUCUAGCGGACAAGGGCCCCGAUGCUGAAGCCUCUCCCAAACCGCCCGAGUCGGAGGCACCGACUGACACAAACUCCUCUACUCCCCCACCUCACCAUAGCCGGCUCCUUACACCACUCGAUAUAGCCGACGUCAACGCCGCAUCCAUCGCUACGGAGGAGCAAGUGAUAUCCCUGGAGACUUCUGACAGUCCCCCUUCCGACCCCGCUAAGGCAGAUUGCGUCUGUGCAACCACAGAGACCGCCGCUCGUUGCGCAAACAGCUGGCUACGGCUCGAACGACUGAUCAGCAAUCUCGAAAAUCGCGUGCAAAAUGCCGGCGGAGGCGGCUCUAAGAGUAGUGGCCAGGGACAGGAGCGACCAUCGCCCACGAAGCCCAACGACGACGCGGCAGAACCGCCGAAGCUACAGACGAAAAUCAUUCCCAAGAUCCGAAAGUGCACUUUCUCGCAGUUUGUCAAUCAGUUCGCCUCGGAGGACACGCACGCGAUAGAGGUGCUCGUGACUGGGAGUCGAUUGGUCAAGGAGAUCUACGAUGAGUGGGAAGAACGAUGUCGUCUCGGCGUUGAGGGUUACAGCAAGAAGGACGACAAUGAGAAGCCCUCGUCACGAAGGUACGGCGCCAAUUCGACUGAAACCUGGAUACACGGAGUCCGCAUUCGAUCUCCCAAAUUGAUGGAAAUCUUCGACAAAGUCACGGAUUAUCAAUGGGGCACGAAGCCUCACACGUUCCUUCGCCCGUUCCGGUACUUCAUACAUUUUCACGACAAGCUCAAGGCGAAGCUAGAGUGGAUGGAAGAGCACAUUAAGAACCUUGAUUCAAGCGACGACGCUGCAACCGCUUCGAAAGAGACCAAGGGUGAAGAGGAUGUAUUCAGUUCGGAAAGCGCCUUGGAGGAGUUUCGGUGCUACAUCAAGUUUGCCGAAACUGAGAUUGUGCCAUCGUACUCUGCCUUCGAGGAUGCCGACUUUGGAGCUUCGAGGAAGAUCAGGUACCAAGAUCUAUGGUGCCUGUUCCGACCGGGCGAAUUGAUCUAUAUCCCGCAGAGUACUCUCGUCAACUUGUAUCAUACUGGAGGUGUGCUCGAUCAAGCCGCGAACAAUUCUUCCACCAAAGGCCACGGCGCAACCACUCUCCAGCAGGUGUGGCGACUGAUCCAUACCCAGCCCACACACGGGUGGGAGUAUUUGAUGGAAGAGUUCGACGACAAUGAUUACUUCCGGGCGUCUUGCCACUACCUCGACUAUGAUGGUUCGACAUACGCAGGGGUUAUCUAUCCUUUCAACAUCCCAUAUUUCAAGGACAAGAGGGACAUUCGUGACCUCCCCUUCUAUCCCAUCCGCUUUGCCGAGGAUUGGAAGUUGUGCCUCGCCGAGGGACGACGUUGGGGCGCAAAGUUCACCGAGUCCGUCACGACUCACCCCGUGGGUAGUCAAAUUGUGCAGCCGGUCAAGAAGCCCGACCAUAUUGAAGGCGACGUCAUCAUCGAUUUCCAGGAGACGUUCAACAACUGUCCUGAAUGGAAGAAAAAUUUUGCCGACGAAGAGCCCAUGGCUGUUAGUCGCGGAGGCUUCUAUGCAACGAUGGCUGGGAACCAUGCCAUCAUCACCUGGUCCGAUGUCCACCGCACAAAACAAGUUUCUUCGUUUACCGAGGCUGUGGUCGAUGAAGACAACAUCGACACGAUUGAACAUGACAUAUUCCUCUCCAAAAGCUGCUUCUUGACCCGCAAAUCGCAAGCUCUGAAACCUAUACCCACUGGGGAUGAUCUCGCGUUGUUGCCACGCCGCUUGUUUUCUUACGCCAUUAGAGACCGCGUAUUCGUUCCCAUUAACGUCUACGAUUUAACGCCUAUAGAGCGACAGGCUGACGUGUUCGACAAGCUCGAACUUCGCCCCGAGCAUAAGCGGCAUGUUGAAGCCCUCGUACGCACACACUUUAGAAAGAACGAGCUGGACGCACACGGCGAGCUCCGGACCCAGGACCUAAUCCGCGGCAAGGGAAAAGGUGUCGUAUUUCUUCUCCACGGACCUCCCGGCGUGGGGAAAACGGCAACAGCCGAGGCCAUCGCCCAAAAAUUCAACAAGCCACUGUUUCCGAUUACCUGUGGCGAUCUUGGCUUUUCCCCUCGGGACGUCGAGGAGAAGUUGACCGAAGUCUUCCGGCUUGCGCACCUUUGGGAUUGCGUCCUGCUUCUUGAUGAGGCGGAUGUGUUUCUCUCGGCACGGAAUGCCAACGAUGUGAAGAGGAACGGCCUCGUAUCAGUGUUCCUCCGCGUUCUCGAGUAUUACAACGGAGUCCUCUUUCUCACGACGAACCGCGUUGGGAAACUGGACGCCGCCGUCACUUCUCGUAUCCACUUAAUCCUCCACUACAAGCGUCUCAAGGGCCCCGAAAUCCUCAGCAUCUUCAAGCUUAACAUUGAGCGCCUAGAGCAGAUCGAGCAGCAACGCCACGAGAUGUUCAAGGAACCCAAGCUCUUCAUCCUCAAAGAGGAGAUCCUUCGUUUCGCAGAGGAGCACUACCAUGAGAGCGAGCGCUCGCGAUCGAGAGAGCGUUGGAACGGAAGGCAGAUCCGCAACGCGUUCCUCAUCGCGACCUCGCUUGCCCGGUACGAGGUGGAGAAGCAGGGUCCGGGGUUCCAACCGCAACUCCGCGCUUCGCAUUUCCGGGAGGUGGAAAUGAUGACGAGGGAGUUCGAUAGUUUCCGGAGACGUCUUAAUAUGGGUGACGAUGCUCAGGCUGCAAGGAGGAGAGGAGAACGAGAUGAUAGCUGGGACGAGGCGGAGGAUCUUGAUGACAAUCCUGUUGCUCCGCCGUUGAGCCACAGUAAUAGGCCAUACCAGCCACCUCUGGGUAUUAGUCGAACGGGCAGCAAUUUACGCGCUGGAUAUCAGCCGUCUCCUCGAGGUCUCUCACCUCACUCGACACCCACGCGGGUUCCAUUGAGUGGCACUUCGCCCUCAGCUCCAACUCACAUGGCGUCCGAAUACAGUCACGGUGGUUAUCCUAUGACACCGCCGAUGCGAUCACAAGACUCGUAUCAGCGAUCACCGAGGGAAUCUCAUUUUACGCUAUACUCCGCGGCUCCGCCGUCCUCUUCCCAUCGAGAAUACCACAAUCCGCCCAUGGAAAGGCAGACUGCGAUGCCGAUUUCUGACCCUCCGGAACUGCACCCGAGGGACAUUCCCGUCUUCAGCACGCCGGGUAGGACCUCGCCAGGAGGUGGUGGCUGA